AUGUCUCGCCCGCCCCAAAGAGUCCGCUUCUUCAGCGGGGCCCCAUAUCCUCGGCCUUGGGGGUGUUUCCCGAAAAGGCCCUUUUCCCAAAACCCCCCGCCACGCUGGUGUAAAAGGCAAAGUUGGGAUGGGCCCCAGAUGCCCCCAAAACUUCCACCGCGGGGCCCCCCCGCGCUGGGGCCAAGGGGCCCCGGGCAGAUGCCACAUUUCAAAAUUGGGGGACAAAAUGCCAAACCCAGGCCCCUUCCCCCUCUACUCACGGCUCAAAGGGCCCCACAGAAUUCUGGGGCCAAGGGGCUCAGGGGGGAGAAUGCUGGGCCCUGA
Messenger RNA from Penaeus monodon (black tiger shrimp), 324 nucleotides. RefSeq names its product formin-like protein 16. The transcript has a single exon. The record is from RefSeq and is a predicted model, not a curated record. The coding region runs from base 1 to 324 and encodes 107 amino acids. Lineage: Eukaryota; Metazoa; Arthropoda; Malacostraca; Decapoda; Penaeidae.